CGGCGACGCAAAGAGAGCGAGAGCGAGCUACUAGAUGGCGCCACCGUGGCCUGGCCUCCCUCUCAUCCUUCCUGCCGAGACCGAGACCGGCCGGUCGGGGCGCAGGAACACCUCGCUUUCCGGCCGUGAUCCGACCACUCACCCUCCCCCGCCCACUAACCCAUUUAUAAACCAGGCAAGCCACGAGCUUCAAACCGCAUCAACGACAAGCACAACCGCCCGGGUACAAAGCUCCACGGAUUCGCGGUCCCAGCAGCUCGCGCCGCGCCGGACGGAGGACCUGCAAGUUUUGCUCCGUGCAAGGUUCGACCCUGUCCAUGGCCGCCGGCGUGGGCGGUGGUCUCGGGGCGACGGGCUUCGCCGCCGGCGCCGCGGCGGGGACGGCGACGGCGACGGCCAUCGAGGACCUCCCGGCGGACGUCCUGGCGCUCGUGCUCCGGCGCCUCGACGGCGCGUCGCUGGCCGCCGUCGGGUGCGCGUGCGCGGGCCUCCGCGGCCUCGCCGCCGACCCGGCCACCUGGCGCGGGCUCUGCCUCGCCAUGUGGCCGUCGGUCCGCGGCGUCCCGUUGCGCGGCGGCGGGCACCGCGCGCUCUUCGCCGACGCCUUCCCGUUCCCGGCUGCCGCGGCCGUCCCCCCGGGCGCGGCGGCGCCGCGGUCCCUGCCGGCGCGCCUCGUCUCGGCCGUGGACCUGCACCACGGCGGCGCCUGCAUCCUGUCCCGCGUCGUGGAGACGGACGCCGCGUCGGACUGGUUCCUGGGCGCCCCGUUCCGCGUCGACGCGCUCGUGCAGGAGGGCUUCUCGGCGCCGUCCGCGGUCGCGCCCGCGGACCUGGCGCUCAGCUGGAUCCUCGUCGACCCGGCCACCGGCCGCGCCCUGAACGCGUCCAGCCGCCGCCCCGUCUCCGUCGACCGCAAGUGGCUCACGGGGGACACCGUGGCGCGGUUCGCCGUCGUGCUCGGCGGCGGCGUGGCCCUGGAGGCCGCCGUCGUCUGCGACGAGCGCUACGGCCACGUCCGGGAGGUGAGCCUGUGCGCGGAGGACGGCGACGGCGGCGGGGUCAGCGGCCGGGACGCGCUCGCCGCGGUCGCCGCGGCCAUGGCGGGCGCGAGGCGGGGCCACCGCGGCGCGGAGGACGAGACCAGGCUGCGGUACGAGGAGUUCGUCAGGGGGAAGAGGGCGCGCAAGGAGUGGAAGGCCAGGCGGGACAGCAUGCUCGACCUCUGCUGCUCCGGCGUCGGGGCGGCGGCGUUCCUCGGCUUCCUCGUCAUGCUCACGCUCCGGUGACACGUCCGCCGCGCCCGGGGGAUGAACACCCUGAUGGCGUUGACUUGUACAGGGAAUGUAAAUACGAUUGUGUUGCUGUAGCUGUAGGUUAUACGGUCGGUUGUCGACAAUGAAAUGUACAGCUGAAAGUUGCCAUCAGAUAGUGGUAUCCUUUCACCGCUAUUAAUUUUGCAGAAAGCAGGUUUAAGAAAAGGGAAGUUGGUACAUUAUAUUUCUCAGAAAGAAAAGUUUGUUCAAAA
Messenger RNA from Panicum virgatum (switchgrass), 1525 nucleotides. RefSeq names its product probable F-box protein At2g36090. Gene Ontology annotation, molecular function: protein binding. The record is from RefSeq and is a predicted model, not a curated record. The coding region runs from base 318 to 1286 and encodes 322 amino acids. Lineage: Eukaryota; Viridiplantae; Streptophyta; Magnoliopsida; Poales; Poaceae. The transcript has a single exon.